Humulus lupulus (European hop) is the source of this 5957-nucleotide messenger RNA. RefSeq lists its product as uncharacterized. The record is from RefSeq and is a predicted model, not a curated record. Bases 4764 to 5819 code for a protein of 351 amino acids. Gene Ontology annotation, biological process: DNA repair. Gene Ontology annotation, molecular function: DNA binding; endonuclease activity. The transcript has 2 exons. NCBI's taxonomy places the organism in Eukaryota, Viridiplantae, Streptophyta, Magnoliopsida, Rosales, Cannabaceae.
UUUGUUGGAAAGUAUCUUCUCCUCUUAUAGCAUAACACAUAAAUCUCUCUUUUUUGGUCUAUUUUUUGUUGGAAAGUAUAUCGUUGUGGCCCUAUAUUUUGGAAAUUGUGUUUGCUUAGGAGUGAUGUUUCUUAAUGUUAUAGUGUGAAUAUUAGCUGUGUAAUAGUGUGCAUAUUAGCUGUUUAUUAGUUGACAAUUAGGAUUAAUUAGUUGAUUUAGUUUCCUAGAAUAACUUCUCUAGUUGUGUAUAAAUAGAUAUAUUUUCAAACAAUAGACAAUUCUCUUCACAUAUCAUUACAUGGUAUCAGAGCAGAGCCAGGUUCUGGGUUUGAGAUUCGAAAUUCGAAAUUCGAAAUUAGAGUUCAUCACAAAUUGGGGUUUGCAAUUAGGGUUUAAUUUUAUUUCAUUUUUAGGGUUCCUAUUUUGGAAACCCUAUUUAGAGUGUUCUUUUGUUCUCACCACCGGCACCGAAGGACUGCCCAGCCGCCGACCAACCAGACCCCGCCGUCCAAGGUCCAGAAACGCCGCGAGUGGAGCCCAUGCGUCGCCGUAGCCCGCUGCCUAGUCCCCCACGCCCCGGUGCGUGCACGCGCGUGCGCCGUUCAGCCGUCGUGCUUUCGACUCCGACCAUAAAUUGAAUGGUUCGAAUUAUUGGGACUGGAGUAAGACUAUUCGGCUUUAUUUACGAAGUAUCAACAAAGAUGACCAUUAGACUGAUGAUCCUCCUAAAGACAAAGGUGAUUCGAGACAGGCAUGGCUCAGGGAGGAUGCUCGCUUAUUCCUUCAGAUUCGAAAUUCCAUUAAUAGUGAGGUAAUUGGCUUGAUCAAUCAUUGUGAGUUUGUUAAAGAACUAAUGGAUUAUUUGGAAUUUUUGUAUUUGGGAAAAGGGAAUUCUCUCUCGUAUGUAUGAGGUUUGCAAAGCAUUUUACCGUGUGGAAAAACAAGAUCAGUCACUAUUAAACUACUUUAUGGCAUUUAAAAAGACGUAUGAGGAGCUUAAUGCGUUGCUGCCAUUUAGUACCGAUGUGAAGGUUCAACAAAAACAACGAGAGCAAAUGGCUAUUAUGAGCUUUCUAGCUGGGCUCUCCUCUGAGUUUGAUUAUGCUAAGGCACAAGUUCUUUCUGGGACUGAUAUAUCCUCUUUACAAGAUGUCUUUAGUUGUGUCCUCCACACGGAAAUAACACCACCUGUUUCGCUUAAUGGUACCUUGGUAAGUUGCAAUAAUAAUUAUGUGCUUGGGAGAUCCUCUAAUCCAAGUGGAAACAAAGGAGGUAGUUCACAAGGAUUUGACACUCAAACGUUGGAUUCUGGAGGCAUUAUUUGCUACUGUUGUAAAAAAUCGGGCCACACCAAGUUUGAGUGUAGAAAGUUACAGUUUAAAAACCAGCAUAAACACUCAGCUAAUGUUGCAUCUAAUAGUGAUACCUCUACAAAUCAAUCCUCAUCUCUACUGAUGAGUUUGCCAAGUUCUCCAAGUAUCAGGAAUCACUCAAGUCUUCAUCUACUUCUAUCACUGCUAUUGCUGAUUCAGGUAAAACUAAUGCGUGUCUUUUUUCCUCAUCCUCAAAAUGAGUCAUUGAUUCUGGUGUCACAGAUCAUAUGACAGGUAAUUCUAGUCUCUUUACUUCAUUUCAGUCUUCUGCUUCUACUUCUACAGUUACUUUAGCCGAUGGGUCACCAUCGUGUGUUCGUGGGUCUGGCAGCAUCACUCCUACCCCUUUGCUGUCUUUGUCUUCUGUCUUACAUUUACCUAAUUUAUCCUUUAAUUUACUCUCUGUCAGUCAACUCACUCGUAAUCUCAAUUGUUGUCUCAUUUUUUCCUGAUCAUUGCUUAUUUCAGGAUCUUAUGAUGAAGAAGAUUAUUGGUAAAUGAUAUGAACCUGGAGGCCUCUACACUCUUGAUACAUCGCCACCCAGCUCUAUUGCUUGCUCGAGUGUUCCUUCUCCCUUCGAGGCUCAUUGUCGAUUGGGUCAUCCAUCUCUCCCUUUACUAAAGAAGCUUUGUCCUCAAUAUAGUACGGUGUCUUCCUUAAAUUGUGAGUCGUGUCAGUUUGCAAAACAUUAUCGUCUUAGUUCGAGUCCUAGAGUCAAUAAACGUGCUAGUGUUCUUUUUGAAUUAGUUUAUUCUGAUGUUUGGGGUUCUCCCAUUUUGUCUAAACGUGGAUUUAGGUAUUUCGUUACAUUUGUAGAUGAUUAUUCUCGUGUAACUUGGUUAUUUUUAAUGAAAAGUCGUUCAGAGCUAUUUUCCCUGUUUAGAUACCAUUGCUAUUGAAUUACAAUUAUAAAGGGUCUCUGAUGUCUAGGUCUAGAGGGCACCAUAACCCUUCUGGUUAUGGGAAGAAAUCUGUCCAUUUCCCCACUGGAUUUGGUAAAAAAAUUCAUUCGGUGUUCCCCAAUUUGUUUUCUGGUCAAAGGUAUUGGAGCUUUAGAACGGUUCACAAGGUUUUUAUGUUGACCCUCUCUAGGGAUGGUGGCUCAAUUCGAAUUUGUGAAAGGACAAGGGUUUCAAGCUUGGAGAUAUCGCUGUCUUUAGACGCCUCUUUGUGGCUGUUAGAAGAGGUGGAAGGGAUGGUGGGUGCUAGAGGUAAUCUUUAUGUAUUUCGGAGAAGAACUUUCAGGAAUAAUUCCUUGAGGGUUCUGAUGGAUUGUGUCCAGAAUGUGAGAGGAGUUUUCUUGAAGAUUUCAGUCCUAAAAGACAACGCUUUUAAUUCGAUCAUCAUUCCUAAGGAGAAGUUCAGCAAGGGAUGGAGAGGUUUAGUGGACUGUUUGAGUCAAUUGGUUAGGAAGAGAAAAGUUGAAUCUCAAGGGACUCUAGGAGGGAGGGUGGACAAGUCGGCUUCUUGGGCUUCAAUUGUUAAGAGGAAUUCAAACUCGUCAUCCAUGGCAGUGAAGGAGGGGCGGGUGACAUUAAUGAAAAGAGGAUAUUGGGGGAGUGCCGUUCAGAUGCAUCAGGGGAAGAAGAAAAUUUCGACUGGCGUUUGGCUGUUUUAUGUUUAGAUUGGAUAGUCGGUCUUCCUGGUUGUUUAUUCAGGAUGGAGUGCAGCGAUGGGUGGGUCAAAAAGUAAGGGUCUCUUCAUUCUCAGAUGACAGAGUCAUAAUUUGGUGUGCAAACGAGAGAGCAGGAGAAGUUGGUCUCCAAUGGAUCGGUCACCAUUCUUGGACUCACUUCAAUUUCAUUUGUCAAAUGGAGUUGGGCGAGUCAAUUGGUGGAAAGGAGAAUAUCAUGUAAAUAUGAGUGGAUCGAUGUUGAAGGGAUUCCUUUGAAUUUUUGGAACGAUCAGGUUUUUGAGAUGAUUGGUACAAUUUGUGGAGGGUUGUUAGAAAUUGAUGGAGAUACUUUAAAAGGGAAGAAUCACUGCUGUGCUCGCCUCAAAGUGGUGGGGGAUGACUUUGGCUUCAUCCCCAGCUGCAUUACAAUUCCGUUCGAAGGGGAAACUCUUUCCCUGUGUCUGUUUAGAUGCCAUCAUGAUGGAGGGAAGCGGUCCCAGCGUUCCAAACAAGUUUGGACGAGGAAAGUGCCUGCGAAGUCAUCGAGUGGUCAGGAAAAUCCAGUGGAGUUCAUCGUGAAGGAGUCAAGGGGUUUCAGUCGUGAAAGAAUGGAGGCUAGGGAGGAAGUCGAUGAUGUUAGGAUAGGAGUUACGGUGGUCAACGGCGAUCCGGGAGCAAUUAAUUCAAAGCAGUUAGAUGCGACUUUUUCAGCAGAUUCCCAGGGGUACUCAAUCUUUCACGUAACGGGUGCAUGCCAUUAAAGGAGAUUUUUAAAAGAUUAAAGUCAGACUUAUCUUUUAAAAAUACAGAGAGGAAAGAUACGUAUUCAGAUUUUAAAAAAGAAGAGUACUCCUUAAGCACGUGGCAGCUGGAUGGAUUAAAAAUUUCUUUUUUUGCAAAGGCGUUGGGCUGGAUCUCAGUUUUUAUGACUGAUGGGCCUUGUUUUUUCAAAGUGGAUUUAAGGCUAAGGGCUCUCUUCAAUCCAAGGUUUGGUUUUAAAAAUCUGGGCCAAGGAAGUUUUGCAUGGCCUCUUUCUUCUGACUCUAUUCGACUCCAUGGGGGAAUUAAACCAAAGGGACGGGAUAGGUUCUCUCAUGGAAAAAUUAAUUUCUAGAAUGAUUUGGUGAGGAAGAUCCACUCUAGUAAACAUAGUGUCUUGUUGAAAAGCACAAAGGACAAUGAGUCACAAUUUGAAGCAGAGUUGAAUGGCUGGAAGGUGUACUCACGUAAGACUUCUCAAUGGAGCACAACAAGACCUUCUGUCUCAGAAGAAGAGGGAGGGGGCACGCCUUUGAUUGACCCUGUUUUGGAAGAGGAUAAUUUUAUUUAUCCAGUGGUUGAAGAACUUAAAUCUGGUAGCUCAGAAGAAUUUGUCGAUGAUGAUUCCGAUGAUGGAAAGGUGGACGGGGAUGAUAUAGGAUUACAAGUGAGUAGUUUGUGGGAUGGAAUUAUUAUUCAAAGGAGAAUCCUCGCUUGGGGUUGAGGUCAAGGGUGAGGACAAGAAUGAGGUACUGGAGGAAGGUUCUACACAGGAAAAUUCAGUAGUUUUGGGCAAUUAUGCGGGAAUGGAGGAUAAGAGUUUGUCUGAGUCUCUUCGACUUAUUAAUUCCAUGCAAUCUCUAGGUGUCUCGGUGAUACCUUGUGUCAUGGGAGAGGUAGAUAAAGGUGGUUCUGUAAGUCUUUCUCAGAAAAGUCGCCGCGAAUUAUGAAAGCUGAGUUUCAAUGUCAACUAUGAUAAAAGGAAGAGGAAUGUUGAGAGGUAUAAUUAUGACUUAUGAAGAUUCUUUCUUGGAAUGUGAGGGGAUGUGGUACCAAAGGAAAACGUAGAGCGAUUAAGGAAUUAAUCUGCAAAGUUAAUCCAGAUGUUAUUAUUCUUCAAGAGGUUAAAAAGGCGUCUGUAGAUCGGAGGUUCAUUGGAAGUACUUGGAGGUCUAGGUUUAAAGGAUGGAUUCUUCAGGAGGCGAUUGGUCGGUCGGGAGGUACCUUGGUAGUUUGGGAUACAAGGAGUGUUUCCGUUAUUGACUCUUUAGUUGGGGAUUUCUCUGUUUCUAUCUACUUGGUGGCUGAGGGGAAGGAACUGUGGUGGUUCUCAGGUGUUUAUGGACCUGUAGUGUAUGGUAAGAGAGAGAGCUUUUGGGACGAAUUAGCAGGUUUGAGUGCUAUUUGUGGUAAUAAUUGGUGCGUUGGGGGAGAUUUUAAUGUGGUUAGGAGGGUUGAUGAGAAACUGAAUAGCAAGUCAAAUACUAGGAGUAUGAAGAAGUUUGAUGCUUUGAUUAGAGAGGUAAAAUUGGUUGAUCCCAAACUUCAAAAUGGGCGGUUCACGUGGUCAAAUUAUAGACAUAAGCCUAUUUGCUGUAGGCUGGAUAGAUUCCUCCAUACACCCUCUUGGUCAAGACUAUACUCCUUCGUUCGACAGGAAGUUAUGGUUCGAUUAGUUUCUGAUCAUAGUCCGGUGGUGUUAGACAUGAGUCCUCCUUCGUGGGGGCCCUCUCCUUUCAGAUUUGAUAAUUCUUGGCUGGAGCAUAGGGAGUUCUCUAGCAAUUUCCAGCAGUGGUGGGAGUCGGCUAAAGUGCAUGGUUUGCCGGGUUUUCAAUUUAUGUCUAAGCUUGCAAUGGUUCGAGAUAAAAUUAAGAAGUGGAGUCGGCAGGUCUAUGGAACUAGGAAAGUGCAAAAACAUUUGCUCGAAAGAAGGUUGUUUGAGUUAGACAGAUUAGAGGAGGGGGGAUUGUGGAAUGACCAUUUUCGUUUGGAACGCUCUAAGGUGAAGGAAGAAUGGCAGCAGAUUGUCUUUGAGGAGGAAAGGAGUGUUUGGUUUAAAGUGAAGUGUUAAUGGGCCAAGGAAGGGAUGCUAACUCCAAACUUUUCCAUAGUAUCCUCAGUGCUCGGAAAGCGAGGAACUUUAUUUCUAGGAUUGAAGAAGAAGAUGGUACUGUUUGGGUUGAAGAUGCGGAUAUUGAAAAGGCUAUUG